UGACCUUUUCUGAUAUAAGUUUGGUUCAGCCGAAAGAAAACCUUGAAAAUAUUCUUGGAUCAAACAGUCAGCGAUAUUGGAAAACCACCAGACUGUGGUAUAAAAAUCAGAUAAGCAAAGAUGAGUUCAAUAAGAUAGCCAAAGAGCUGCUAGGUGAUACAAAUAUUCAUGUCCACAAUGAGUUUGUAUUGGCUUUGUUGUUAAAAUGUCAGCAGACCCAUCGUGGGUUUAAAAGAGGUAUACCACUCAACAUUAACGGUUCCUGUGUUGAGAAUCAGGGACACAUGUUGGUGAGAAAGAGAGCACUUGAGGCUCGAGCUUUGCCUGGCAGGGCUGGUCUGGCGGUUCAAGACAGAGUUUUACCAGACGAAGACACCAUAACCAGCAGAUGUCUUACAGGGGCCUGGGAACAUGACCUAGAUGUCGUCAGCAUGGAUGUUGUGCCUCUGAUAAAGAGCGCUCUUCAAAUGUAUAUGCAGAAGAUACUGACGGAUUGCACAAAGGUAUGCAAAGCAUAUCACAUGGACGAGCACAACAUUCCUUUUGGAUUCAACCAGCCACAUCCGACUGAUAGUGUUGAGCAACUACCCAGUUUAAUUGUACUUAGUAAACGGAACUCCGAAAGAACGUACAAGAUGGCAGAUUGUAUAUGUGAGGAGAGGAAUCUCAGCAAAACUAACAUCACCAUUCCACAUUUAAUUCAGGUAUUGCACAAGUUAAAAUCUAAGAAGAUAGGACUGAUGAAUAUAGAGAGAGCGCAGUGUCUCCAGACGACCAAACAGCGGAGUCCUCACACAAAGCUUGUCAGCUCUACACUCAACAAGAUAUUCGACAAGGGCACCACCCUCAGCGACACUUCCGACUUGACUAUCAAAUAUAAAUCUACUGGUGUUUCUUGAACAAGUUUUAAAUAAAGUUUUCACCAUUUAAACAACUGGGAGAAUAACAACUGUAAUAUUUCACCGCUGAUGAUACCAGCUGAAGGCAGCUGAUAUAAGAAUAUUUAUGAGAAUUUUGAGAAGAUUUAAAGAAUAUAGCAGGAGUGUGCUUACUUUUUCUACUUUCGAGCUGGAACAUCAAAUCAUGAUCACUGUUAGUGGUCGUCGUGUAACAAAGCUUGUGUUGUGAAUUUAAAGUUAGCUUUGACUGUGUUAAACAAGUAUUAUACUUGUAUUAUACUGCAAGUUUUAUACAUGGCACUGUGUGUAUUUAGUUCAUUCAAUAAUGUGAUCGGUUGUGGUAACAAUCGUAUAUUGCGUAUUUGAUGUCUGCAAAUUAGAUGGCUGAGAUGAACUUGAU
Molecule: messenger RNA, 1299 nt
Organism: Bolinopsis microptera
Lineage: Eukaryota; Metazoa; Ctenophora; Tentaculata; Lobata; Bolinopsidae
Exons: 6
Coding region: 285-899 (204 amino acids)
Cellular component (GO): SAGA-type complex
Source: RefSeq, a predicted model, not a curated record